This is a messenger RNA of Adineta steineri, 222 nucleotides long. Lineage: Eukaryota; Metazoa; Rotifera; Eurotatoria; Adinetida; Adinetidae. The record is from the annotation of a GenBank genome assembly.
AUGAUAUUUAAUGUUCAUGUAUUGAUAUAUGGUAUACGUGAUAUAUUUGUUAAUUUAAUUCAUUCACUUGUUAAAAUAACUGAACAAGAUCCAAUAUUCUUAUCAUUUUUAUUAACAAUUCUUUUAUUUAGUCAAGGUUUAUCAAUGAAUGAAAAUGAACCAAGUUUAAAAGAUUCAUUAAUUGUGAAUCAAUUUCAAUCUUAUUAUAUUGAAUUACUUUGA